CGCUGAGUGUUUUACUUUGUCAUAAUACGAUGUAAUUCUGUAGAUGUGGAUGUAUCACUGAGUGGUAGGCCCGCUGGGGUCAGAUUCUGAACGAAGACUUGAGAAGUAAAGGAAGAACUGAAUGUACGAGUGUGGUGAUGAAAGGGUUAUUCCUAAACGUCCGGACCAAAGGUAAGGGACCACCCGGCACGAUGCCCGGCCUGCACCACCCCAGACACCAAGGUCCACACAGCCGCACACAGGGGCCAGGCGGCCGCCUGCUGCCUAGGACUCCAGUAGCCGGCCAACUUGUCUCUGGUGAUGAGGAAAACCCACGGCCCAUCACAGGUAAUAAAAGUCCAGCCUCUGUCAGCAUUAACCUUAGCCAGUCUACCAUUGUCUUCAGCAACACCAUGGUAUCUGACAGUAGUGAUGAAGAAAGCAGCCCAGGGUCCAACACAGGCAAUGAAAACCUAGCCUGUGAUAGGAGUGAUAACAAGUCUACUAUUGUCUUCAGUCCCAGGAUGAUAUCUGAUACUGAUGAAGAUGAUGAUGCCACUGAUGAUGAACACCCAAUGUCUAUCAAAAGUAAUGAAAGCCCAGCCUGUGAUUGGAGUGAUAGGAGUGAUAAUCAGUCUAUAAUCAGUCCCAACAUGACAUUUGGCACCAAUAAAGAUGCCAGCAAUGAUGAAACGCUAAGGUCUGCUGCAAAUAAUAAAAGCCCAGCCUGUGAUGGAAGUGAUAACCAGUCUACUAUUCUCUUCAGUCUCAGCAUGAUAUGUGGGACUGAUAAAGAUGCCAGCUCUGAUAAUGAUGCCAGUGGUAAUGAAAGCCCAAGGUCUAUCAAAAGUAACAAAACCUCAGCCUUUGAUACAAGUGAUAACCAAUCUACCAUUCUCUUCAGCAACAGUAUGAUAGUUGGCACAGAUAAUGGUGCCAGUGAUGACAAAAGGCUACAGUCCAUCACAAGUAAUGAAAGUCCAGUCUCCAUCAGCAACCAGUCCACCAGCCUCUUCAGUGACAGUCCGGUAUUUGGCAGUGAUAAUGAAACCUUAAGUUCCAUCACAAGUAAUGAAAGUCUUGCCUCCAUUAGCAACCAAUCCACCGUCCUUUUCAAUGAUACUAAUAUUGAUGACAGUUGUAUCAUGUUACCCAAGGAAUCAAACGUCAAUUACCAAAAAGCUAUGAAUGCCACAUGUGUCAUCUCCACAAAAAACAUAAAUGACCUGGAUGUGGCAAGCACUGAUGUAAGGAAGGAUGAGUCAAUGACUAAUGAUGUAAAGAAGAUGAAUGACAACACAAUUGUAGUGGGUAAAGCUCAGAAUGAGACUUUGGUAUUAGUUGAUGAGAUGAUGGAGAAUAAGUUAGUGUCUAAUGAUGUAAUGAAUGAGUUUGGUGAAACAUUUGUUGUAGGUGAAGCUCAGAAUAAGACAUUGCUCUAUACUGGUGACAUGAAGAAUGAGUCACAUUUUAAAGAUAGAAGACUCUAUACCUAUGACAUGAAGAAUGAGUCACAUUUUAAUGAUAGAAGAAAGAUGAUUGAUGAAACAUUUUUAUCAAGUAAAGGUCAGAAUAGGAAUUUGCUAUUGACUGGUGCCAUGAAAAAGGAAUUAGUGUUUAAUGAUAGAAGAAAAUUUUUUGAUGAAACAUUCUUAGUAGCUGAAGCUCAGAAUAUGACACUGAGGAAUAGUGAGGCAGCUUGUAAUGAUGAAAUGAAUGAUUUGAGUGAGACAUUUAUAGUGAGUGGAGUUCAGAACGAGACAUUUCAGAUUGCUAAAGGUGGUGAUUAUAUGAUGAGAGACAGACCGAUUGAUAGGAGAGUGAAAAAUGUUAGAGCAAAGAGAAACACAAAAGAAAAUGGAAAUAAAAACACCAGAGUGGUAAAUAAGCAUGGUAAAAAUGUAGAGGAAGAAGAGGAUGAUAAGAAAAGGGAAGAGGUGAAGCACAUGCGCUGCCUGAGGAGUUCUUGUAAUAGUCAGAAAAACACUGAAGUGGCAGGUACGUCCAUUUAUGUAAAGGAAGAUAAUGGUGAUAUUAGGGAAAUGGAAAAGGUAAAGGAAAGUGCCCAGCAUGUAGAAACAAGAGGUGCAAGGCGAAAAGAAUGGAAAGUGAGAGCAAUACAAACUAAGUCUCCCACUGAUGAUGAGGUAGAGCCACUUGUGCAAGUUUCAAGAGGAAGAAAGUGUAAAGCCAGGGCCAUAGCAGCAAUAUCAGCCAUGUUAAAAUGAUUCCUUAUUGUCACAUGAGGUAUUUGUUGUGGUUGCUCAGUGUGAAAUUUUGCUUACUUUAAUAUAUGCUGGUCUACUGAAGAAUUUGAUUUAUGUAAAAUAAGCGUGUAUUAAGUAAAAUUAUUUGAUUGAAUAUUUUUGUGUAUAUGUAGAUAAAGUUUUGAUUUUUCUUUUGUUCCCUAUGAGUAUACUAUGAUGAUUAAUAAAAAUGUUGUUCUCUUUUGUGUGAGCUUUUGUUGGUGAUAGUAUCUGCUUAGCUUGAGGUGUAGCUGUGUAAUUUGAAGUGCAGGUUAAUACUUUAUAUAUAGGUUUAAAAAAAAAGUAUAAUCUAGCACGAAUAGAAGUUUAUGUUUUGUGAGAAUAGCGUGAUGCUUUGGAGUUAAUGUUAACCAAAAAAACAGUAUGAGUCAUGUUAUCCAUACUGAAGUUUGAACAGUUAUUCCAUAUUUAUGAAGAAAAAAUAAUCACAUGAUGUAAAACUUUAUUUCCACAGAGGCCUUGCUUUUAUGUUUUGCUUCCAUCAUUGAUUAGAGUUCGUCAGAUACCCCUUCAACUGGUGUAAAUGAGAGUUGACCAUCUACACAAGAUUCACUAACUUUAAUGCUAGUUUUCAUGACUGAUGAGAUGGUUGUAUAAAUUUCACUUCCUGGCAGUAUUAUCUAGUCAUUAUGAUGCAUCAAUGCCAAAUGCUUUGAGGUGUAAUAUACUAUACUGAUUACAGUCGAGUGGAGAAUCAUGUAAAUUACUGCAAUAAAGUACAGAAUAAAUUUAUAUCGAAGUCGCAAA
This is a messenger RNA of Eriocheir sinensis (Chinese mitten crab), 2993 nucleotides long. RefSeq lists its product as uncharacterized. Gene Ontology annotation, biological process: regulation of DNA-templated transcription. Bases 138 to 2207 code for a protein of 689 amino acids. Lineage: Eukaryota; Metazoa; Arthropoda; Malacostraca; Decapoda; Varunidae. Gene Ontology annotation, molecular function: DNA-binding transcription factor activity. The transcript is spliced from 3 exons. The record is from RefSeq and is a predicted model, not a curated record.